Phlebotomus papatasi is the source of this 5916-nucleotide messenger RNA. RefSeq names its product muscarinic acetylcholine receptor M1. Bases 973 to 2799 code for a protein of 608 amino acids. The record is from RefSeq and is a predicted model, not a curated record. The transcript is spliced from 2 exons. Gene Ontology annotation, molecular function: dopamine neurotransmitter receptor activity, coupled via Gi/Go; G protein-coupled receptor activity. Lineage: Eukaryota; Metazoa; Arthropoda; Insecta; Diptera; Psychodidae. Gene Ontology annotation, cellular component: membrane. Gene Ontology annotation, biological process: adenylate cyclase-activating adrenergic receptor signaling pathway.
AGUCAGUUGGUGCGUGAAUCUCACAAUGUACAAAUCAGUCUUCGUCUUCUAGCCGUAGAAGAAGGCAGCACUGAGAGUCCACUUCUCAAAUAAUUGCCGCCACACGAUUCAAAAUCACAGUUGAGCAGUGCACUGGUUAGCGGAGAUUUAUUACUUUGAGACAAGAAACUCAUUGAAUCUUAAUUCGCGCAAGAAGUGGCUUCUUAACGUUAAGGUGCUCAGACUUUUCCACGUGAAUAGUGCUUUUUUGUGGUACAGUGAACAAAGUCAUCGAGUGCUUGGGCCAAAGGAAAAGACGAGAGUUUUUUUUUCAACCUCAAGUAUUGCAAAGUGAACAUUUUUUUGAGUGAGAUCGUCCUCCGUUCAAGUAGUUGCAAGAGCCUCUGAUCGUCAAAUGCAGUGACACCUUGAAGUGCUCUUUUGACUCUGAUAGUUCUUGCACAAGUACACAAAGAGGUGUCAGCCAAGCCCCCUAGUGCAGAGAGAUAAUUUAACCAGAAGUUGGUGUUCAGUGGCAAAGUCGUGUAUUGGACAUUAUCUGGGAAACUUCUCCAUAGAGUUUGGCAAUCCAAUUGACCAAAGCUGUGAAUUGAGCGAUAUUCAGUGAAUAAAGAAGAGUUCCUGCAAAAUUAUUUAGCACCACAAAUCUCGUAGCUCUUGUAGCUGGUAAUUGCAAGUAAACCGAUAAGCAACACUUUGUAUAUAUUUGGGACUCAGCACGACAAAUAAACUACGGCCUGUCUCUGUUCUGUGGAAUCAUCAGAACUGAAGCAGCCUGGAUGAUUAUACAUAUUGAGUUUGUGUAAAUAUUGAUACGAGAUUUUCGGAUUUUGUGCGCGCGCCAUCCGUGCUGAAUAAGUGUUUUGAACUAGAGACAUGCAGCUGUGAAAUUUGUGCGAUAUGGGAAAGUUAUUGUGAUGAGCCAGUGGUCAGAUGAAGUACCAUCGGACACUGUGAAGCUUAUAAGCAGAGAUGGCUAUAGAUUUCUUUAUCGGAGCCUUGCUGCUGCUCUCCGCGAGCGUAAAUGUCCUAGCACUUGGCGCCUUCUGGGUAACUCCAAGUCUACGUACAACAGCCAAUCGCUUUGUCAUCAAUCUCUUAAUCGUGAAUCUCGCCUGCUGCAUUAUUCUUGGACCGUCGCUCCUGCUCAAUUCCAGUGCUCUUCGACCUCCAAGUGACGAUGUUGAUGCAUUCGAAACAACAUCCACAAGGACUAACUGCCACUUCAACAGAACAAUCCCUGGAUGCUCAACGAAUAUUAUCUUCCAGGAGACUGCGGUUUCCGAAAAUAGAAACACCAUCGUUAUAGCUGAAAUCGAUGAAGAAGUUGAGGAAUUUCGACAUGAGGACAAUAGAAAAUUGUCCGGCAUUCGACUCUGGACUUUAGAUGUUGCAGCUGCUCUUGGUGCUCUAUCUGUACUCCUCGUAGUAGGAGACACAUGGUGCGCAGUCACAGAUCCUCUACGAUACCAUUCCCGCGUAUCAGGACCUCGAGCAUGGGCCUUGAUCGGAACCACGUGGUGCCUGGGAAUUGUAUUUGGUGUAGCAUCAGCGUUUCGUGGACGCGACGCCCACCUAUACCAGCCCAAUGGGAUUUACAGUGCUGUUUUCUCAUUUGCCUAUUUUCUUGUAAUAAUCCUACUACCAUUCGGCCUUGUAUGUGCCAUGUAUUGGCGAAUAUUCCGGGAGGCACGCUCAAAUGGCCUCCGAAUGCGCCAAAAUGGAUCAUCUCCACUCCUCCAGAGUGCCCUGAAUCUCACAUCUUCCAACACACAGCAAACACCACAAAACCUGGGAGAAAGACACUCAUCAGUGCCUCCAGGUGGACUGCUCAUGAAACUAGACAAGGAGUACGAUGCCAAAGAUUCCAGCACAAAACCAUUGCUGUUCAAUAAGCACCUCGAAAUACCAAAGUCAAUGGAUCGCAACCAAAACAGCAUCUUGCUGUCGCUAUCGCUGGCGGGUGAAGAAUCCAUUCGUAGAAACUACAGUGCCCGUCAGCUUUUUCCACUCGAAAAUCUCGAAGAUGGACUCAAGUGUGAUCUGAGACAUGCCAGCUCGACGCCAAAUCUUCAGAAACAUACCACUGUGGUGGAUGUUUCAGGGCCUCUGUUGCCCCUGCCAACGGUUCAGGUGCAUCCAAAGGCCCUCAGUUACAUGACUUCCAUUCGCCACAGGCUCUCUAAUGCUUCUUCCUUAUUCAAGUAUCGUGAGGAAUCGCGUGCUGCUCGAAUUAGUAUCCUUGUGGUUAUUAUGUUCCUUGUCUCCUACAUCCCCUAUGGUCUGUUGGUCCUGCUAGAAGGUCACAGCGUUCCUCUGCUUACACCCACCGAUCGCACCCUAGUAUCCAUAUUCACUGUGGUCCUGGCCAAUCUCAGCUCACCCUUCAUUUUUGCCUAUCGCAACAAACGAGUCCGUCGCGGCGUAAGGCGUCUCAUGGGCAUCGACGCCAAGACCAAUGAACGCCUCCAACGACGUAGAAAUACCACCAAAACUAAAACCAUCACACUCGCAUCCAAAGCGGACACCAAGUUUCCCACCAACGCCAAGAACACCUUUGUGCUGGAGGUGGAAAAGUGCCCGGACUUUGCUGCUGAUCAGCAGAAAAUUUACAAUCAGCACAACCUACAGCCACCAUCUAGCCAGAUCCCUGGUUUUGUGCCACACUCAACACCACGAUCCAGUGAUGCUGAUUGCAUCUUUGAGAAGAAACGGUCGCUCCUUAAGAGAAUGUGCGAUACAUCGCGUAAAUGGGGAUGUGCUACGGACUCAUGUGCCAGUGAACAGACAGAUGUCUGAAAGAGGAAGUCACUCCAAAAGAGGAGCUUAGAAUCUCUCUAUUUGUGCCAGAUGAAGCGUGAGUGUGAAAAUUCAUUGGGUGUUAUCAUAAGUCAUAUAUUCAAGAUUACAACUUUCACACGACUCUUGAUACUGUUGACACAAAUUACAAGUUUAAGAAAAUUUCCAUGGAAAAUUGGUGUAAUAACUUUUAGGGUUUCAAUGCACAGGAAAAUUUAUGAAAAGUUUCAAUUGACUUUCUUUGUAUACAUUAUAGAACAAAUUGUAUUUUAAUAUCAGAAACACUUGGAAAUAAUAUGUUUUGUAUCUCAAUUACCUAUAUUCUAUAUUGAAGCGGAAAAGACCAGAUGAUCAAAAUUUACGAAAAAAUCUUUUAAAAAAAAUUUCUUCUAGAUUUCGUCGCGAAAACUUUUAAUAUCAUUGCAACAUUCAAUCCAAUGCACACUGAAUAUAAGUACAAAUAACUGUUUCCAUUUUAAUUUUACGAUUUUAGAAAAUUGAUAUUUAAAAAAUUGCUCGCUUGUGUUUCAUAGUUUCGUGAAAUAUUGGAUGAGAAACGACUUAAAUAAUAUUUUUUUUUAUACAAAAAUUUAUCAAGAAGAAAUGUAACUUGAAACAUUUAUGUAGACGUAGAGCUCUCAUCUCGUUCUCUUCAUUCGAAAAUAUUACGAAUAUAAAGUUCUGCACAAAAUAAUUCCAUGCAAAUCAAAAUUAAAUGGUUAUUAUCAAAUUAUAAAAUUUUUCGUGUUCAAAAAAAGUAACUCAAAGAAUAAUUGAAAAAAAUGUAAAAUUUCAAUUUGUUUUAUUUUGUUUUUGUUUUUUUUUUUAAUACGAGAACUUAAAGAAAGAGUUCCCGAAAGAGUAUAAUGACCAACGCACAAUAACUUUUGUUUGUAAACAUGUUUUCAAAAUUUCCUAUGUGAGAGAGCGAGAUGACUAAAUCCCAGUUUCAUUCGUUCUCAUUGAAAUGUCAAAAACAAGUUUACAAAACAAAAGUUAUUCUGCGUUAGGCAUAAUAAUUAAAAAUAAAGCUGAUUUGUUGCUGAGCCUAUCAAACACAUAUCUAGAAAACAAAAGUGGUCAUUAUCCUAUUAUUAUUUUAAAACGCUAUUAAAGUUUAAUACGUACUCGCAGAAAAGUACUUCAUGGGGCUGUCAGCGAUAUAAGUGAUUUGAUGAAGUAAAUAAAUAAUUAGUAUUUCAAUUUUAAACGACUCAGAACACUUAAAAUAUAUCCCAAGAAAUUAUUUAUUGAUAUAUUGGCACUUCAAAAGAAACCACAACCUUCUUUAAAUAGAAGUCCAAUAUUAACCAGAAACUUAUACCGAUGGUUCCGCAUUAACACAUUCACGAUCUAUUUUCAUCUACGAUUUGUGAUCUAUUUUCACAAGAGUCUAUAAAAAAUUGACAUUAAUUAUUUAAAUUUUGUUUUGACUCCAUAAUUUGCCAGAUGUUUCAAUUUUCUCACUCCUAAAACUGAAAUAUUGCUAAAAUAUUAUAAAUUUCCUAUGUGCAUUGAAACCUCAUUUGCGUUGAUCUUCAAUUUAUCAUUCAUCCCAAGAAUUGAAUUCACAAUGCCAGAACAAUGAGCUCUUCUGUUUACAAAACUGAGAGAUUGUUGACAAUUAAAUUUAUGGAGCAGUGUGUUACUAGAGGAAUUAAGAUUUGGUGCUAAAACGCUAAGUGAUAUCGAUAGGAAAAUAAUUUCAUUAUGUGGAGACACGAAAAUGUUGAAUGAAUCAAAUUUAUACAGGGUUAAAAGAUAUUUUAAGCGACGAAUUGACAUAUAUUUUUGCAUGAAGAACAAUUGAAAAAACUAAUGAAAGAGUUUGUACAAAAGAAAUGGAAUUGGGAAGGAAAUUUUAGUUAAAAAGCAUGAUGGCAAAAAAAGCAAAAAUGUUCUUGUUGAGUAGUUUUAUGCUCUUCUCAUUUUUUUUUAUUAUAAUAUACUUUGUAUUUAAUUGUGAAUAUUGAAAAGAAUAUGUUUUACCAGAGUUUAACAUAUAAAUACGAUAAAGUAUUAUUGACACCGAGAAGGAGUAAUAUCAUGUGUUGAAACGUGAUACCAAAAUUGAUAAACUCAAUUGCUAUUUGAAGCGUUUCUCUCUCACUCUAUCCAAUUAAAUUCAUUUUAUUUCCAUGGUGCCUCCAAACUUACUGGCCUGGGCUACCCUCGAGUCCCACCAAGCACUUGAAAACAAAGGCCAACCAGCUUAUAAAUUGACUAAAUAUUUUGCCGACAAAGUCAAAAAUUCUUUAUCAUCCCAAAUCUCAAUCAUUAUUUUUUUGGGAAGUAUUAGCUUAGCAUUUUAUCUUCCUUUCUCUCUUCUAAACUCUAAACAAUUCCGUAAGCGAAUUUAAGGCAUUAUAUUUAUUGGUCAACAUAAAAAUCUAAUACGGCUUCUUGACAUUCUCAGCACCCACAGAUUAUGCAUUAGUAUUUAGUAUAUUAUUUAUUCUCAUUUAUAGCUUUUUUUUUUCAUUUGACAAUAAGUGCUGAUAUGUGGGUAUUAUAGUGGAAAAAUUUUCUUUAGAUUACUGACACAAUUGCCUAAUGCUAAAAUAAUAUUUUUUUUCACAUCAGAGAUACAUUAUUGAGAUAUUAUACAUGUUAUCAAAAAAAUAAAUAAAUAGAGAAAUUGUAUCAAUUCUAAUAAAUAUAUGGAAUUUAUUUUUCUACAUUUCAAGAAACCCUCUUGAAUAUCAUAUUGAACUAUUAAUUUUAAAAGAUUAUAGAUUUAUAGAAGGUAUUAACUUUAUUGAUAUACUGCUGUACAUAGAAGAAUUGUAAAAAAAAUAAGAAGACAUGCAAUGUCCUACAAAAAUUAUUAUAGAUGAUUAAUUGUUAAAAAGAAAGAAUUAUAAUUGCUGUAGUUGCCUCAAACUCUGGCAAUGCUCUCUUACAUUCAUUUUAUUGUAAAUAUAAUUUUAUAGAUAGUGUUUAAUGCUUGAAUGUAUUAGAACAUACGAGUUUUGAAAGAAAAAAAAUCGAUUGAUUUCUUAUUAGAUAGAUUUAUGCAAAAUACUGUAUUGAGAUAAUUUUCAAAUGUUCUCUGCAGAGUAUGAAUGUGUAUAAAAUAUGCUGAGACAGAUUAAAGGAGAAAAAAAAUUGAAUAAA